Messenger RNA from Closterium sp. Yama58-4, 1335 nucleotides. Lineage: Eukaryota; Viridiplantae; Streptophyta; Zygnematophyceae; Desmidiales; Closteriaceae. The record is from the annotation of a GenBank genome assembly.
AUGUCACGAUUAGGAGGCGGUGUUGGCGGCGGUGGCGGCGGCGGAGGAGCAGGAGGGUAUGGAGGGAAAGGCGGUAUGGUGAUGAGUACAGGCGGAGUGGUUAGUCUGAAAGGGGGGCUGAAAGUAAAUCUUCCAAGUACUAGCCCGUACGGCAGCCCUUACGCGAGUCCCCGAAAUCCGCCGGGCGCGGGGGGAUUUGCUUCCCCGUACAUGCAAGGUGGAGGGGGAGGCUCGCGGAAAUCGAUGACGCCAGGGGGGUCGCUUUGCGCAAGCCCGCGCACUGUAGCGGCACAAAGCGAGCGGGAUCAGCAGAAACUGGCGGAGAUUCAGAGCAUGUUCAGCAACUGGAACGCGGGGACUCCCGUGCAAUCCCCGCGAAAAGGAGCUUCCAGAAUCGUUUCUGGCGUUCCGCUAAGAACGCCGCAAGUGAGCGAGUAUUAUAGAGAGGACGGGGAUAUUGAGGUGGAAGAAACACCCGAAGUUCUCGGUCCGUCGAACUCAAAUGUUUUGGGGAAACCGUAUCAGGAUUUGGAGGAUAAAUACAAGAUGUCGCCGAAGGAGCUUGGGCGGGGGAACUUCGGCGUGAUUCACUUGUGCGAGAAUCUGGAAACGGGCGAGCGAUACGCGUGCAAGACAAUCACCAAGGCUAAGCUCGAGUGCUGGGAUGACGUGGACGAUGUAAAGAGAGAGGUGCAUGUUCUCGAGACUCUCCGAGGGCACCCCCAUGUCGUCUCCAUUAUCGAAACCAUUGAAGAUGAAAAGGAAGUGCACAUCAUAAUGGAACUUUGUGAAGGUGGCGAAUUGUUCGACCGUAUCUUAGAACGCAAGUACUACGGAGAGAGGCAGGCGGCCAAGGUGAUCCGGUCGGUGGUGGAGGUGCUGGAUUUCUGCCACCAGCGGGGAAUUGUGCACCGCGACUUAAAGCCCGAGAACAUCCUGCUCGUGUCGAAAAGGAGCGACACACGGUGCAAAGUUAUCGACUUCGGCAUGGCCUACUGCCUCAAGCCAGGCGAGCGCUGCAAGCUGCGUGCCGGAACGCCCAACUACAUUGCCCCAGAAGUCAUUGCGAAGAACUACGGCGCAGAGGCAGACGUGUGGAGCGCGGGGGUCAUCCUUUACGUGCUACUUUGCGGGUUACCCCCGUUUUGGGGGGAUACAACAGAGGACGUGUUCAAGAGCAUCCUGUGGCAGGAGCUGGACUUCGAAACAGAGCCAUGGCCGGUCGUGAGCACUGCUGCGAAAGAUCUGGUCAGGAGGAUGCUGACGAGGAAAUACGACCGGCGAAUAACCGUGUCGGAAAUUCUGAAGCAUCCGUGGAUCAAGGCUCUGACAUGA